CUCUCUCUCCCUCUCUCUUUCUCUCUCUCUGUCUGUCGGUUUGUCUGUCCCUCCAUCUUUCUCUUUCUUCCAGUCCUCAUUGUUAUUUUCAUUUAGUUUCUCAUUGUCUCUCUCUUCCCCUUCAAUAGGAUCACGCUCUCAUUUUUUUAAUCCCCUGCAGUCUCUCCCUUUUUCUCGAUGUAUUUCCUGAGUGUCUCUCGCUUUAGUUCUUCAUCCAGUGGCGGUUGUAGGCUACUUUUAGUGGUGGGGGGGCCCUGAGGGGCCGCACCCCCUGCGCCUCCAGCGGAGGUAGGCGGGCGCUGACUGAACGUUUCCCCAGACGACACCGGAACGUCGACGUUACUCCCAAAACAACUCCAGUGGUGUAUUUUCCAUUUCUUGGGCUGACUAGAACCAAAUCUUGCAUUUUUGGGGGGGGGGGCGUCGUCUACCCCACUCGAGCCACCAUUGACUUUAUCAGUUUUUAAAAUUCCGUUUCCUUCUCUGUCGCCGUGCCUUCACUUCUUUUCAGUUCCUUGCCUCCCCUCGAAUGUCCCAUUUGCGCGAAGAGCCCUUGAACACGGCAAAGCGCCGACGGGAACGAACGUCUCUCAUCUCGCGCCAUCGGCGUCGUUCUCGCGAGAGGAGCGGCCCGCCCUCGCUGCGUCCGCGCGGGGGACGAAAAGAACGCUCAACUCGACUGCGUGCCGCUUUGGGAGUAAUAUCCGAAUCAUCGCUGCGAAGUCGCCAAAUAGCGAAUAUUUGGACCGAGUACAACUUGCAGAAUGGCCCAGAAGGAGAAGCUCCAGUGCCUGAAGGACUUCCACAAGGACACGCUGAAGCCGUCUCCCGGCAAGAGUCCCGGCACCCGUCCCGAAGACGAGGCCGAGGGCAAACACCCGCAGCGGGAGAAGUGGGCCAGCAAGCUGGACUUUGUUCUGUCGGUGGCCGGAGGAUUCGUGGGUUUAGGGAACGUCUGGCGCUUCCCGUACCUCUGCUACAAGAACGGCGGAGGUGCUUUCCUCAUCCCCUACUUCAUCUUCCUGUUCGGCGGAGGCCUCCCGGUCUUCUUCCUGGAGGUGGCGCUAGGCCAGUUCACCUCCGAGGGUGGCAUCACCUGCUGGGGCAAGCUGUGCCCCAUCUUCACAGGAAUCGGCUACGCCUCCAUCGUCAUCGUGUCCCUGCUGAACAUCUACUACAUUGUCAUCCUGGCCUGGGGGAUCUACUACCUUUUCCAGUGUUUCCAGCCCGAGCUGCCGUGGGCCAAGUGUAACCAGCCCUGGAACACGGAUCGCUGCAUCGAGGACACCUACCGCAAGAACAAAAGCCUCUGGCUGCCUUCCAACUUCUCCAACUUCACCUCCCCUGUCACAGAGUUCUGGGAACACAAAGUGUUGGGCAUCAGCAGUGGCAUUGAGGACAUGGGCCCCAUCAAGUGGGACCUGGCUCUGUGUCUCCUGCUGGUCUGGGUCAUCUGCUUCUUCUGCAUCUGGAAGGGCGUCAAGUCCACCGGGAAGGUGGUCUACAUCACGGCCACGUUCCCGUUCGUCAUGCUCAUCGUCCUGUUGAUUCGCGGCGUCACCUUGCCCGGUGCCACCGAGGGCAUCAAGUUCUACCUGUACCCCGACCUCGCCCGCCUCAAGGACCCAGAGGUGUGGAUCGACGCCGGCACCCAAAUCUUCUUCUCCUACGCCAUCUGUUUGGGCGCCAUGACGUCCCUGGGCAGUUACAACAAGUACAAAUACAACUGCUACAGGGACUGUUUGCUGCUGGGAGCCCUCAACAGUGGUACCAGUUUUGUGUCUGGCUUCGCAAUAUUUUCCGUCCUGGGAUUUAUGGCACAAGAGCAAGGGGUGGACAUUGCAGAUGUGGCCGAAUCAGGUCCCGGCUUGGCCUUCAUCGCCUACCCCAAAGCCGUAACCAUGAUGCCUUUCCCCACACUCUGGGCCAUCCUCUUCUUCAUCAUGCUCCUGCUGCUUGGCCUCGACAGUCAGUUUGUGGAGGUGGAAGGGCAGAUCACAUCACUGGUGGAUCUGUAUCCGUCCUUCCUACGGAAGGGUUACCGCAGAGAGGUCUUCAUCGCUAUCAUAUGCUGCAUCAGCUACCUGCUGGGACUCACCAUGGUUACCAAGGGUGGCAUGUAUGUGUUCCAGCUGUUUGACUACUAUGCAGCGAGCGGUGUGUGCCUUCUGUGGGUGGCAUUCUUUGAAUGUGUAGCUGUUGCCUGGGUUUACGGUGUCGAUAACUUCUACGAUGCUGUGGAGGACAUGAUCGGCUACAGACCGAACCCUUGGAUGAAGUGGAGCUGGUCUGUCAUCACUCCCUGCUUGUGCGUGAGCUGCUUUAUUUUCUCUCUGGUCAAAUACAAGCCGCUGACGUACAACAAAGUGUACGAGUAUCCCGACUGGGCCGUCGGAGUGGGCUGGACUUUGGCCUUGACGUCCAUGAUCUGCAUCCCCAUGGUGGUGGUCAUCAAGAUCAUUCGCUCCGACGGGCCGCUCAUUGAGAGGAUCAAGGCGGUGGCCGCCCCGGUCCGCGGCGGCGCCAGUUCCCGCCCGGCGGACCACCGCGGCCCCAGGGACCCGGCCUACCCCGUGGACCCCAACGGGAACAAGGGACUGCUGAUGAAGGGUCCCAGCCACACCAUCGUAGAAACCAUGAUGUAAAAAAAAAAAAAAAGAUAGCGGGGUGGAAAGCUCUCCAUGAGAUCGCGCCCCUCUCCCGCCAGCCUCCCCGAUGCUUCUCCUCAAGCUAACGCUAACUAGCCGCCUUCUGUUUCGCCGUCUGUCCGUCCGUGCGUCCGUCCGUCGGUCCGUUUCACUCUCUGGUGGAAUGAGAAAAAAAAAAGGGUUUAUGGAAGAAGAAGAAAAAAGAAAAAAAAAGUAGUCUCAAAUCUUUUAGGAAUACUUUACAAAGGAAGUUUCUUUUUCUUCUUCUGGACAAGAAGGUGACCAUGGAGUCCUGGAAUCAAAAGGUCAAAGUUGGACUGAAUCCCAAAAAGAAAGCCAAUUACGGCAGGAAUGUUUACGGCACGCUAAGUGUUUGAAGUCCCAGCAGCCCCUCGCCCGGUACUCCCGAGCCCCCCACCUACAAUCAUCCAAAACCAAAGUCCGAUUUUGUGCACUUCUGAGCACCGUUGCCGAGAACCGGAACAAACCACAAACCACCAGAGAAAAUUGGGCGGAAAAUGUCUCCGGGACCCGAGCCCUAAAACGAACACAGCGUUUUGGUUAAAAGCGUGAAUUUUCCGACCAAUUCCGACAGUCCAACUGAUGGUUUGACCGACUCCUCACGGGGAAUUUGGACAAAUCGGAAUCAGGGGCGACUUGACACGUGUGCUGCGAUUGAUGCGGGAAAAUGUCUCAAGAACUCUUGUCAUACCCAAAAUGGAAAAAUCAGUCAAAUUCUAUUAUUAAAUAGAUAUUUAUUUAUUAUACAGCUCAUUCUUUCGCCGACUCCUCCCCGGGAAUUCAACCAAACGGGACCAAAUUGGAAUCCGGGAUACUUGACCCGCAGGCCGUACGUAAUACGUUAGUUAGCGCCUUUGAAGGAUGGCCAAGGCUUUGGUUAGAAGUGGCAAAUAUUUUUGGCAAUCUUACAAUUAAACCGAUUCUCCUGGGAAAUUCAGACAAAUUGGAACCAAUGAUAUUUGACACAUGGGCUCUGAUUCAUUGUAAAGAAAUUUUGCCCACACCGCUGGCCUUUGCUGAUUUGCCACGGCUUCAGUUAGAAGUGGCAAUUAUUUUGGCCAAUUCCAAAAAUCGGACUUAAACCGAUUCCUCCCGGGAAAAUGAGCCAAAUCGGAAACAGGGAUAUUUGACACAUCAGCAAACUGCACUUGAAUUUAUCUUUUUUUUUGUUUUUUUUUUAAAUCCUUCCAAAGAUAUUAUUGUGGACCAAAAUUUGGGACAUUUCAAUGUAUUGAUGAUGUCAUCGAAACAAUUUGAAGGUUUCCAGUCAAGUGUCAUUAAUUGGCUCGUGGCGUAUUCAAUAAUAAAACGAAACAAGUAUCAUAGCAACAAACGUUUGGACAACCCUGGUGUAUCAAACCAAAUCUGUUUUCGCUGCACUUGGCAACCAUUUUUUUUUUUUUUAUAUAUGUGACAAAUCAAAGCUGUGAAAAGCCAAAAAAAAAAAACCAAAAAAAAAAAAAUAAAUAAUAAAAAAAAACAAAAAACCUAUUUAUGCGAAAAAUGCGCUGAAUGUGUACUUAUGAGAACUCCAAACCAGGAUUCUGGUUGUGAAACGCACCUUAAACGCAUGACAUGACGACGCCCGAGAGGAUUGGACCACUUGAACCCUUUAAACGUUUGUGGUGUCUUUGCCGUUGUGUUCCGCGCUCGCUGAUGCGUCUCGUUAUCCAAGCUCGAUAUCUCGCUGUUCAAGACCCGCUCCGGCCUCGGAUUGGACUGUUGGUUUUUCCCGCGCCGAGAAACUUUCCUUCGAAUUAUAAUUAGUCCCUCCCUCUGUCUACGUACUCUUAGGUCUGUCGUGUUCUCGUAUUUGCUGUGGAUGAGUAGUUUCACACAGACGAACGACCCCGCUGCUAUACAAAGGGUCGAGGGCAAAAGUAUUGGGACACUGUCGCGAGGCGGACUUUACACUGGGCGCGAGCGUGUGAGUCACCGGGCUGUUUCCAUGGCAACCUGCCUCACCCGCCGCGGAAAGAACAGCGAAGGGUUGGGCGGAAUUCGGAAAUGACUCAAUGCGGAAUUUGAGGAAAGGUUUUGGGACGAAAAGCUCAAGACAAAAGUCAUUGGUUGAGAAGAUAACAAAAAUAUGGGAUAUUUGGACAAAAGUAUUGGGACAGAAAAGGGCGAAUGUGGGACUUUGAAUAAAUGUAGUGGGACAAAACCAGGAAGGAAAUGUGGGAAUCUUGACCAUAAACUGGGACACAAAGGUGGAAAAUUGGGGGAAUUUGGACAAAAGUACAAGGGACAAAAAGUGGGGAAAUUGUGGGAAUUUGGACACAAGUAUAAGUACAAGCAAAAAAAGUAGUAAAACAUUUUUAUUUAUUUUUUUACACUUUUCAUAUUAAGGCAUAAUAAUUAUUGAACCUAGUUGAAUUCCCAUUCUUAUUUCAUUGCAUUUCUGCUCUGUAUUUCCUAUCCGUGCAGUAUUAACCACAGCACCCUCUGCUGGAUGUGCUGGGGCACCGCCCGACUUGCCCCAAAUGUAAAAUCCCCUCGAGGCAUCGCAAUACUUUUGUCCGCAAGGUUGCCUUUUUUUUCUUUUUUUCUUGAAAAUUAUCCAUCCCAUCCUUCGCGCACACACAUGCUAGCGUCACGCUAACAUCAUGCUAACAUUAUCAAACAACAUUCUUGAUGACGGCAGACAUAUCAAUCUUGAAAAAUUCUGAAUUUCCUUCAACAAAACUUGAGCUCAUCACUAUUAAAUAAGAUAAAUACAUAAAUAUAUUAAUAAAUUAUUAACUUUUUUCCUUAAAUAAAUGAUUCAUAUUUUUCCUUAAAUAAAUAGUUCAUAUCAACGUUUUUUCCAUCUAAUGGGUCACAUCAACAGCCCAUCACAUUUUCUCUCCUCAAAAAAAUGAUUCACAUUUAUUUUUCCCCAAAUAAAUAGUUCAUAUCAGUGUUUUCACCUCAAAUAAAUUAGUCAUAACGUUUUCCGCAGAUUAAUAGCUCAUAUCAUUUUCUCCCUAAAUAAAUAGCUCAUUUUGUUUUUCCCCGUAAAUAAAUUAUGUUUUUUUUCCCCCUCAAAUAAAGUUUAUUUAACAUAGUCCUCACAAAUAAAUAGAACACGUCAUUAUUUUUCUUAAAUAAAAAGUUGUCACGUUUGCUCCUCGAAUAAUCCUUUUUCACUUCAAACCGUUUUUUCCUCAAAUAAUGAGUUCAUCAUGAACUUUUCUCUUCAGAUAAAUAGUUCAUAUUUUUGUCUCUCAAAUAAAUAGUUCAUACUUUUUUCCUCAAACAAAUGACAUUUUCUUCUCAAAUGAAUUAUGGUUCGCCUACUUUCCACACAUACGUUUUCCUUAAAAUGCUACAUAUCAAAUCAAAAACAUUUCCUCAAAUAAAUAGUGCAUGUUAUUGCUUUCUCCUCAGAGAUACAGCAGCUGAUGUAAUUUAGUCUUUUUCCUCAACUAAAAGGUUCAUGUUUUAUCCUCAAACGAAAAGUUCAAAUCUGAUUUUUUUCCUCGAAUAAAGGCUUCAUUUUAUGAUGCGAAUUUUCCUCAAACAAACAUUUGACAUCCGUCACGGGCAUUUGCUUUAUUCCGUUGCCUCUUUAUAAAAAGUGCUGAAAAUUUCACAUUCCCGCCAGGAUCCUGAAUGCCGCUAAACGUCGCUAAACCAGCGAUGCUAACAACCAAACGUCCGAGCUUGAAAUGAUAGUCGCACAUUUUGGUGCCGACAUCUUUACCAAUUCCUCUUUUUGUUCCUCGUUUGUUUUUGUUUUUAUUUUGUUCCGACACCCUGCCACUCAAUCGCGUGCAAUAACGACCGCAGUUUUCCCAAAGUGUUUUGCCGAGCUGCAGUAUUCCCGCUGUUUGUAUUGACUCAGUGCUGCCACCUAGCAGGCCGUUUCCAUUCAUCGGUUUCACUCCGCCUUCGCAGCUAAAGCACAUUUGCACUGCUCAUCAUCAUCAUCAUCGUCAUCGUCGUCCUUUUCAUCCUCUUCCCACUCACGGUAUCCAUGGCGACGCCCGUCACGAGAACGUGACAAAACGGUUUUAAACGAGUAUUUCAAAGGUUUCAUUAUCUUUUCUUUCGUCUUUUCUUCCAAGUCAUCUGUAAGCUUGAAAAAAUGUUGAUCAGGUUUAAUAAAAAAAAAAAUUCAAAACAAAGGUGUAAACGUUGUUUUCUGUUGUUACUUGAUUAAAAAAAAAAUAUCCCA
Phyllopteryx taeniolatus (common seadragon) is the source of this 6828-nucleotide messenger RNA. Its product is annotated as sodium- and chloride-dependent taurine transporter-like. Gene Ontology annotation, biological process: sodium ion transmembrane transport; taurine transmembrane transport; neurotransmitter transport. The record is from RefSeq and is a predicted model, not a curated record. NCBI's taxonomy places the organism in Eukaryota, Metazoa, Chordata, Actinopteri, Syngnathiformes, Syngnathidae. Gene Ontology annotation, molecular function: taurine:sodium symporter activity. Gene Ontology annotation, cellular component: plasma membrane. The coding region runs from base 765 to 2645 and encodes 626 amino acids. The transcript has 15 exons.